GCUCGCGACAAAAAAAAACCCCGCAACAAGACACCCGGCAAAAUUCAACUCUCGUCAUUCUGCACAAAUAAACGAAAUGAGUGAAAACUUUAUAGUCUAUCCGAACGGAGGCACCCCCGUGCCCCAGGCCGACCAACGAAUGAACCACUCCCAGAUGAAGUUACAACAGCUCCACCAACAACAAAUCCAGCAGCAGCAGCAGAUGCAACAGAUACAACUCCAACAGCUCCACCAGCAGCACCUUCAUAAUGAAACGCUAGCACCGUUUGCGGGACAGGCGCCCAUGUAUGAUGCUAGCUUUCCCGCGACACCCUUUGGCCUGGUGCCAAACGUGGCAGCCCCACCGGUCCAACAGCAGCAUCCCCACGUGCUGCAGAAUCUCUUGAUGGAGCAUUUUAUGAACAACAACCAGGAGGUGAACAAGUAUUUUUUAACCAACCCGCCGAUCUUUGAUCUGUCAAUGCUUUUGGACCCGCCAUACCAGAGUGGGCCACAUCCGCGCCGAAGACGUAUUUCGAUCUCUAACGGGCAGAUACACCAGAUGAUCGAUGCCUUCCACCAUCUUCAGGAAGAUGAAAGGGCCACCAGCCCCUCGACGGACUCCUCAGGGAAUAACAUUGUGGACUUUAUCAACUUAAGGGAUCCUCCCACAAGCUUAGGGGCUGCUUCUAUUUCGCCCAGAUCCCACGCACGCGACAUCUCCGGGAUCGAUAGCAUUACCCCGCAGCCCUCAGUACCCCCCUCCAUCAAUAGUCACACAGGAAAAGCCAUCAAAACCGAAGGCGACAGGGGGGUUCCGGGCGACAGACUCCACGUGAACGGAAGCGGGGUGCCGCAGCACCAGUUGUUUUACAACAACGAGCUCAUUUUCAAUCCUCACGGAGACGCUCCUAUAAAAGGCACCGCAGCAUGGAAGCGCGAUCGCUUAUUGGAGCGUAACAGGGUCGCGGCAUCCAAGUGCAGACAGAGAAAGAAGAUGGCACAGGAGCAAAUGGAGCGCAACGCGGAGAUUCUUGUGGUGGAGAACAAAGAGCUAAAACGCAACUACCUCAAGAUGCGCGCAAACUUGGCCAAGUACCAGAAGUUGAUGCAGAGCCACUUGCUAGAAUGCAAAAGCGGCUCCAACAGCUUGCGGCUUCUCGAGGACUUGAUGAAGAUCGAUAGCGAGGAGAUCAAGAUUAGUACCAGUGAUAACGAGCUUCUUGAUGAUAACGAUGUCUGAGCUCGGCACCGCGAUCGUUCUAUACUUGCUCUCGAGCUCACUUUAAUUUUUUGGGUUUCUUUAUUCCUGCUGGGUGUUAUUGCUUUUAUUCUGGUUAUGGUGUUAUUUAUUCGUUUUCAUGGCGGAGGUGGGUGGUUGUGUCUUAUUUGUGGUGAAACAAUAAAGGUGUGCCACCAUACAAAGAGAGAAAUAAAUAAAGAUAUGAAAUAUAUGUAGAGGG
Molecule: messenger RNA, 1442 nt
Organism: Babjeviella inositovora NRRL Y-12698
Lineage: Eukaryota; Fungi; Ascomycota; Pichiomycetes; Serinales
Gene: RCA1
Product: Rca1p
Exons: 1
Coding region: 77-1222 (381 amino acids)
Biological process (GO): regulation of transcription by RNA polymerase II
Molecular function (GO): DNA binding; DNA-binding transcription factor activity
Source: RefSeq, a predicted model, not a curated record